Molecule: messenger RNA, 2413 nt
Organism: Etheostoma cragini (Arkansas darter)
Lineage: Eukaryota; Metazoa; Chordata; Actinopteri; Perciformes; Percidae
Gene: wipi1
Product: WD repeat domain, phosphoinositide interacting 1
Exons: 13
Coding region: 268-1668 (466 amino acids)
Biological process (GO): protein lipidation; autophagy of mitochondrion; protein localization to phagophore assembly site
Cellular component (GO): extrinsic component of membrane; cytosol; phagophore assembly site membrane
Molecular function (GO): protein binding; phosphatidylinositol-3-phosphate binding; phosphatidylinositol-3,5-bisphosphate binding
Source: RefSeq, a predicted model, not a curated record
CUGUUCUUGUUUUGCUUCGUUUUUCCCCUUCUUUUCCUCCGGGGUCUGGAUAACCGACCGGAAAAAAUAAACGCAGUGAAACCGAAAUUGUGUUCGUUAGUAGUGGAGAAAGGCGCCAGCUCGGCCCCGAGAAGGCUCCCACAACCCCGCGGGCCACGUUUCUCCCAUAUUGGAGCCGUCUUCCGCCGACAUCGAGCGAAGAGGUGCAGCCGAUCCCAGGCCUCCAAUCCAGGGCGGAGGGAGGGAAGGAGGUCGCUGGGAAUCGGGAUGGAGACCGGAGAGGGUGCCGGCGGGCCCGGCGGGCCUGGCGGCCCGGACGGACCGGAAGGGCCGGACGGGCCGGGGAUCCAAUUCGGCUGCGCCUCCUUCAACCAGGACUCCACGUCACUGGCUUUGGGAACAAAGACCAGCUACAAGCUGUUUUCUCUGACCAUGGUGGAAAAACUGGACUGCAUCCAUGAGAGUGCAGAUACUCCAGAUGUCUACAUCGUGGAGCGUCUGUUCUCCAGCAGUCUGGUAGUCGUGGUAAGCACCACUAUGCCACAGAGAAUGAACAUCUACCACUUUAAGAAGGGGACGGAGAUCUGUAACUACAGUUAUCCCAACAACAUCCUGGCUGUUAAGCUCAACAGACAGAGGCUCGUGGUGUGCCUUGAAGAGUCCAUUUACAUCCACAACAUCAAAGACAUGAAGCUCCUCAAGACUCUGCUCAGCACUCCGUCCAACCCCUCAGGUCUCUGUGCUCUUUCUAUCAACCAUUCCAACUCCUACCUGGCGUACCCCGGCAGUGCCACCAUCGGGGAGAUCAUAGUGUAUGAUGCCAACAAUUUGAACACAGUGACCAUGAUCCCGGCUCACGACAGUCCCCUGGCAGCUCUCACCUUCAACGCCUCGGCCACCAGACUCGCCAGUGCCUCAGAGAGGGGCACCGUCAUCCGGGUCUUCUCCAUCCCUGAGGGCCUGCGUCUGUUUGAGUUCCGCCGCGGCAUGAAGAGGUACGUCAAUAUAAGCUCUUUAUCCUUCAGCCCCGAUGGCCAGUUCCUCUGUGCGUCCAGCAACACAGAGACUGUACACAUCUUCAAACUAGAGCAACAGGGACUAAGUGGGGGGGAUGAGGCUGCCACCUGGACAGCCUACAUGGGGAAGGUGUUCUCCGCAGCCAGCAGCUACCUCCCUGCUCAGGUGUCUGGCAUGAUGAGCCAGGACCGGGCGUUUGCCACCGUGCACCUAGUCACAUCGGGCCAGAGGAACGUCUGCACCCUGGCUAUCAUCCAAAAGCUUCCACGGGUCCUGGUGGCCACAGCUGACGGACAGCUGUUCAUCUACAACGUGGAUCCACUUGAUGGAGGAGAGUGCAUUUUAGCCCACAAACACAGGCUCUUUGGUUUUGAUGAAGACCAGGACGAGGGACCAGAGUCGGAAGGGUCAGAGGUCACAGGGACAGCGCAGGCUUGUCCGUCCUACGCUGCGACCGCCGCCUUACCGGCCGCUGGUCCCGUCACGGCAACCCUCACUGGCUACUCUGAAGAUGGCGGAGCGAUGAAAGGCGAAGUCAUUCCAGAACACGAGUUCGCCGCUGGCCCUGUGUGUCUGGACGACGAGAACGAGUUUCCACCUAUUAAUUGGUGCCGAGACGGGACUGGAGGGGGCCAGGCCAGGCGCUCGUGAAUGGGUAGAAGGACAGAUGGCCAAACAGACAGACAGGCGCUGGCAAGUGGGAUGAACCAGCAUUAAAAAAUUUAAAAAAAAAUUUUUUUAGGGUGCCAAGUUAUUUUUUUCCAUUAUUGAAAAAUUCAAGUUGAUGUGGGAAAAACAAAACACUGAAAAAGAAGUAGAUGUAGCCUCAAUCUGGUCCUCGUGUUACGUAAUGAUUGUGUUAAAAAAGACACUUCUAAUGUUGUCAUAGCAACAGUAGUACCUCUGAACUUCCUUCCAGCUUGCUGUUGAGUUACCAAACAUCAACCGUGAACUGAAAGGCCAUUUCUUAACGUGUAGAUGCUGUUGACUACUUCAAAAUGAAUCAGGGAGAUGUCUUUAAGGAGUAUUUUAUGAGCUGCAUGCUGGAGCAGAUCUAUAACCACAAUGUUCAUGGCUUUUUUUUUACUUGACAGAUAUUUUUAGUAAGUUGCAUUAUUGUAGCAACAUCUUCAUUUAUAUCAUUAAUAAUAUUUUUAGUUCACGUCCAUGAUAAAGAAUGGUUUUCAUUUUAAUUCUGUAUUGUAUUUUACUGCAUUGACAUGUAUUGGAUGUUUCUGUGUGAUACAUUUCAGAAGGUGUGUAUGUACUGUAUGAAUGUUUGUGCCUAUUAUCAUUUGUAAAGAGUAAAGUAUUUUACUAAUUGCACAAGACCAAAACAAGUGAAAGAAACAAAGAAAUGAACACAUGGAGUAAGAAUGAACCUAUGCAAAGCAAA